AUGGUGCUGACUUCACAGUCGUCAGUCCACAUUCUGGAGCUGAAACUCCUCAAUGAGGAGGAAGACCGAGCCUGGAUGGCCGACACGUUCGGGAUUCGGAGGAUUUAUGUCGGCGGCGCGGAGUUGACGAGUUAUGACGUGUAUGGAGGGGUGAUGGAGGUCCAGCGCGUACAUGGAGGAACCAUUCGUAUGCCCUACGCACCUCCACGAUUUCAGAUUCCCCAGGAUGAUGGUUCGAGGGUCUCUUCUAUGGAGCUCGACCCAUCUGAAGAAGUAGUGUCCAAGCCUCAAGCGCCGGCCAAGGAGCAGCGGAAUGGGUGGCUUGAGGGUUCUGAUGGAGACCCUGCCAAUCCAGAAGGGAGGGACGCCAAGAAGAGAGUUGAGGGUAAACGAAGUGCAGAUGUUUCAGAGUGCGUGUUCGCGUCUGAAGCAAGAUCUAAGAAAGACUUAGCAUGGCAUGAUGUUGCAAUGUGUCGCAACUUCAGAUAUUCGAGGGCUGGCAAACUUGAAGUUCUUGUACGAUAUGUUGGUUUUGGCAAGGUGGAGGAUGAGUGGGUGAAUGUGAAAAACGAGAUGCGAGAGAGAUCUAUCCCAUUGGAACCUUCAGAUUGUCCCAAGGUGAAGGAUGGAGAUCUUGUACUAUGUUUCCUGGAAAGGGGUGAUUAUGGCCUCUACUUUGAUGCUCGUGUAGUAAGAAUCCAGAGGAGGCUACACGAUGCGACAGAUUGCACAUGCAUCUUCACUGUUCGGUUUCUCCAUCACAACUCUGAGGAAGAAAUUCAUUGGAAAGGGUUAUGCUAUAGGCCUACACAAGGCAAUUCUACACAAGAGAUGUUUGUUGUCUUUCAUAACUCCCCAAAACCUACAAAAGAGAAAUCUAAUGUCGCCCAUAACUCCCCAAGACCAACCAUAGAACCGAGCCUAAGUGACAUCGAGAACUUGUGGCCAUGA
Lotus japonicus is the source of this 951-nucleotide messenger RNA. RefSeq names its product protein SAWADEE HOMEODOMAIN HOMOLOG 1-like. Gene Ontology annotation, molecular function: chromatin binding. Lineage: Eukaryota; Viridiplantae; Streptophyta; Magnoliopsida; Fabales; Fabaceae. The transcript has 6 exons. The record is from RefSeq and is a predicted model, not a curated record. The coding region runs from base 1 to 951 and encodes 316 amino acids.